AUGGCAAACAAUCCAGGGUCAAGCGGCACGUUUGUCGCAAUGAGGUCCCCAAUCAUUCUCAUAGAUACCGCUGGUGGUGGAACCAUAAACACACCCAAGAGCUUCAAGGCUCAGUCUCCGACAUUGGAAAUCUCAGAAACGGAGUAUGCCUCUCAGGUGGUUGAGCUUAUCAAGGAUGUGGAGGAGAAGAGAUGGAGAUACGGUCUGUUUCUGCUUGGAAUCGUUGUUGUAUUUUGGAUCGCUUCUACCCAACUCAUCAACAGUGUCACGAAGACUGGAGAAUACGAACAGCCAUUCUUUGUGAGCUAUAUCACCGGAGGAUCGUUUGUGAUUUAUGCUAUACCAGAUGCCAUAGACUUUGUGAGGAGACGGAUCUUUCGUGAGUCUGGCUCAGACGAGGUCAAAAGCCCCACAUUGGACGAAGAGACUCCGUUGAUAGAUUCUGCUUUCUCAGAAACUGUGAUCCAGACACCGGAUAUCAAAUUGACCCAAGGCGAGAUCAUCCUGUUGGCACUAGAGACUGCCACUAUAUACUUCAUAGGAAACGCAUGCGGAAGUGCAGCCUUGAAAUUUACCAGCGCAACCAACCAGACCAUUCUCAUGACGGCAACUUCUCUGUUUACUUUGGUAUUGGGAGUUGCUUUCAAGGUGGAAAGCUUUUCGUGGCCAAAGCUUGUGUCCAUCAUAGUCAGCAUUACUGGGAUUUUCUUGAUCACCUUGAGCGACUCGCAUUCCAAACACAACGAUGCAUUGAAGAAUCCCAUUCUUGGUGAUUUCAUUGCCUUGUGUGGAUCUUUUGCGUAUGCCUGCUACUUAAUCAUCAUGAAGGUGAAGAUGGGCGAUUCCACCGACCCUCAGAAUGACAGGAUUGUGUUUGCCUGGGUUGGAGUGUUCACAUUGGUUUUGUUCUGGCCUGUCAUGUUGAUUCUCCACAUUACAAAUGUUCAGCCGUUCUAUUGGCCAGGUUCGGGAACCGUUUGGUUUAUCGUGCUGGCCUCUGGAGUUUUGAACUGCAUUUCCGAUUACUGCUCCGUAAUGGCAUCUCUUCUGACAUCUCCACUGCUUGCUGCCCUUUCCCUCUCUACUGCGAUUCCACUCAGCAUGAUCUGCGACUCAAUUUUCUACCAUACAACAAACACCAGCUUGAUUUACUAUCUGGGAAUCUUCUUUAUCUUCAGCGCAUUUUUGAUCACUAAUAAAGAGGAUAAUGAGACUGUCAUCGACGAGGCUGUGGGAGAUGCUAUCGAGGAAGCCAUAGCCAAUGACGAACUGCUAAGUCCAAUUUUGAGUCCUUUGCUUGGAUCGAGUGGCUCUGAAAACUACAUUCCUGGCUUAUCUAUUGAUUCAGAUACAGGUUCUUCACAAAUCGUUAUUUCAGGUGGUGUCAACCACAAGUACUUCAUUAGAGAAGUGCGCCAUGUGUAA
Molecule: messenger RNA, 1425 nt
Organism: Kuraishia capsulata CBS 1993
Lineage: Eukaryota; Fungi; Ascomycota; Pichiomycetes; Pichiales; Pichiaceae
Exons: 1
Coding region: 1-1425 (474 amino acids)
Biological process (GO): regulation of peptide transport
Cellular component (GO): membrane
Source: RefSeq, a predicted model, not a curated record